Brassica napus (rape) is the source of this 5940-nucleotide messenger RNA. Its product is annotated as probable WRKY transcription factor 19. The coding region runs from base 1736 to 5179 and encodes 1147 amino acids. The record is from RefSeq and is a predicted model, not a curated record. Gene Ontology annotation, molecular function: ADP binding. Gene Ontology annotation, biological process: signal transduction; defense response. Lineage: Eukaryota; Viridiplantae; Streptophyta; Magnoliopsida; Brassicales; Brassicaceae. The transcript is spliced from 5 exons.
GUAAAUCGACCAAGUAUUCAUUGGAUACAUUUUCUAAAUCACCGAUUUAUCUGGAACCGAACAGUUCUUACCCAUAACCGACCCGAAUACCCGAAAUCCCAGCCCUACGGCUUUCUCUUUAAGGUCGGACUGAUGGACCUCACUUUUUAUGCGAGCCCGGUUGAAGUUGAAUGCUAAUGGGCUUGGGCUUUCGGCCUAUUUUAUCUUUUUUUUUGUCAACAUUCUCUUUUUAUUAGAGAACCCAAAGGACAUAUUACAUGAGAAGUUCAUAAAGCUCAAUUAUAAAAGUACAGACUCAAAGCAUUAAAACACAAAACAGUCCGACCCAUUUUUAGCCCAUCGGAUCCUCUUGAGUCGUUCUGUCUCACUCAAAUCCACGCGUCUUCUACGAAGAAAAGUCCUGCCACGCGUCUUCAUCUCGAUAUGCAUGAAACAACACCUCGAUCUGAGAUGACACGUAUCAAAGACGCGCCGCCGCUGGAGUGAGAGGCUUUCUGAAACAGCUCUGCCGGUAAAGCGUCGCGGCCGAGCACAGUUAUGAACUCCUUCAUCUCCAUCCUUCACCUAACCGCCGCUUAAGCAGGAACCUCCAUCUAUCAUCGGAAAAUAGAUCUGGGAGAGACUCAGAUGACCUAAUAUAGGAUCUCUACCGGACCAUCUUAAAGAUGCCGAUUCAUCUAAAUCCACACUAGUAUCAUCCAAGGUGAAUCCAACAUCACUGCUUCCUAUCUAUCAAGGAGACUCCGCUUUAGAGCCAACUUUAAGGCUUCAAUCUAAUUAAGCAGAGAUUGAUUCCUUUAAAAAAAGAGCAAGUGCAAACCGAGAGAAAGGAGAAGACCCUUUUUAAGCCAAACGGGAUCAUAAUUAGCUGCGAAGGAAGGAUUCUAUAUAUUACAACUCAAUCUUCAUCGGAGAACAAAAAAUCAGCCAUGAAGCUUUAUUCCGGUCUGAUUGAAACAUCACGACAAAAGAUUGCCACCGCGAAGGGAAGGGUUCGCUACCGCGAAGAGAAGGAUUCGUCAAGCGAAAUAUAUACAUCACAAAACAAAAGAGAAAAAGUGGUAACCGGCGGCAAAGGCCAUCGGCCACCGAACGAUGAUUAUUAUAAAAAAAAUUUCUAGUGAAAAGAUGAAAAAUUUAGAGAGAGAGUGUAAGUGGUUAUCACUAGCUUUUCGGCCUAUUUUAUCUUUAGCUACUUUUUGGUCCAACACCUACUACCUAACUAUUUAUAUUUGUUUUAUCGAAUAAAUAUUUGUUUAAUAGGUUGAUUUGAAUUUGAGUAUUUUUCUCCAAGCGUGGUAAAAAUAAAAAGAUGCCCCCGGCAGAAUCGUCAAAUUUGACAUUUUCAGUGAGAAAACUAUUUUCUAAUGAGCCGAUUUGAAUUUGAGUGUUCCAAACCAACCCCCAACAUAAUAAAAACCAAAUCUCCAAAUUUUGUAGUUAGAAAUAACUUUUGGGGAUUUGCGUGAACUAGCAUAACAGACCGAUGCAGAAAAGUCAAAUUUGCUUUCUGGGGAUUUGCCUGAACUAGCAGACCUAUGCAGAAAAGUCAAAUUUAACAUCUAGUCAAUCUCAAAAAUCGUUGGGUGAGAAAACCAUUAUUGGGGGUAAAUUUUAUUCUUGGAGCAGUUUCCCUUCAUUCAACCUCCCAAAAAAAAAAAAAUUAUUGACAACGCACGGGGACAAGAAGAGGUCAACAAAUCUGCCUCGAAGAUUUGAGAAAAAGGUCCAUAUAAUGAGACAGCGACGAUAUACCGCUGACGAGAACGCCCCUUCUUCUACAGGUGAAGAGAUGCUGCAGCCACGGGCAUGGAAGCUGCGUUUUGUAAACUCGCCACCACCGAUGAUAUUUACGUUUUCCAGGAUCAAGGCAGAGGACGGUUCUCCAAUAGCAAUCGAGCUCCUCGAUGCCGCCACAAACGCUCGAGUCACCUCCGACUUGCGGCUCGAGAUCGUAGUGCUGAACGCUGAUAUCCCCGAGGAAAGCUUCACCACCGAGGAGUUUAACAGGAAUAUUCUCCGACCACGGGAAGGGAAACCACCAUUGCUCGCCGGAGACCUGACCGUGACGCUUGAAGACGGGAUCGGAGUAGUCAGCGGCGACGUCACUUUCACAGAAAAUUCAAGAUUCCGAUUAGGUGCUAAAGUUACACAACAAGGAGGAGUUGUGGAGGCCAUAAGUAGAGCGUUCGUGUGCAGAGAUCGUCCAGGAGGAGAGUCUUAUUCUGAUUCUAAGGUACACGACAUGACCAAACACGGAGUUAAAGAAUCAUCUUCACCGGGCGGCGGCAAUCAACAGCAGAAGCAGAGACGCCAGCUUCAGAUCCGUGGUCAUCGUCCUUCACCUCUCAGCAUUCACAAAGACUCCCACAUGAUCAAGAAACCUCCCACGUUAACUCAGCGAGAGCCGGUGGUUGUCUCGCCCAAGGUCGUACACACCACCUUGAGUGAUUUCAGGAGCGUCGUCCACCGACUCACCGGGGUUAACAACUCUGUUUCCCAACUACAAUUUUCUGCAUCAUCCGCCUCUACUGAUUAUGAAGUCAUAGUCAUCUACAGGAGAGGUGACAUCACCAAUGAUGCUUUUGUUAAGGUCGUCCAGCGACUCACCGGGAUUCCUAACUCUGUCUCUGUGCCUCUUAACUCAUACGUUGAAAUUGAAAAAGGGUCCUCAAAGAAUCUACAAGACACUGAACUAAGCACAUCCGCCAUUAGGGAAUAUGAUGUCGUAAUCAGAUACGUGAGAGGUUGCAUAAGCAACGGUGAUUUCAUCACCCAUCUUCGUGCUGCCCUCUGCCGGAGAGGGGUUUCUGUCCGAGAAGACAUCGAUGAAGUAGACACAGUUCCAGAAUGUAGGGUUUUGAUAAUAUUCUUAAGCAGCACAUACGUCCCUUCCAACCUGGUAAACAUUGUUGAACAACAACGUAAAAAGCCUCGAGUGGUUUACCCGAUUUUUUAUGGAAUUUCACCAUCUGAUUUGAUCAGUAACAGCAAUUAUGGGAGACCUUCUCACCAAGACGAGGCAAAAAGGUGGCAGGCUGCUUUGGAGGAAAUAACUCAGAUGCAUGGCUACAUAUUGACAGAUAAGUCCGAGUCUGACUUUAUAGACGAGAUUGUCAAUGAUGCUUUGGAGGUGCUACGUUCCAACUAUAAGAAGAAUAUUAUUGGGAUGGAUACGCAGAUAAAGGAGAUCUUGUCACUGCUAUGCAUUGAGUCUCAAAAUGUUCGCCGCAUAGGUAUAUGGGGUGCGGUUGGUAUAGGAAAAACAGCCAUUGCUGAAGAAAUUUUCCAUAGAAUCUCUGUCCAAUAUGAGACUUGUGUCUUCCUCAAGGAUCUCAACAAAGAAGUCGAGCUAAAAGGGUACGAUGCUGUGAGGGAGGAACUAUUGUCUAAACUUUUAGAGGUAGAACCAGAUGUCAUACGUACUUCAAACAUUAAAAUGAGUUUCUUGAGGAGCAGGCUUCAGCGUAAAAGUGCCCUCGUAGUUCUCGACGAUGUGAAUGAUUUCAGGGAUGUUGAAACCUUCGCAGAGAUGCUUAGCUAUUUUGGUCCAAGAAGCAGAAUAAUCAUAACGUCUAGGAACAGACAUGUUUUUGUACUAUGCAAAACCGAUCAUGUCUAUGAGGUCAAGCCAUUAGAAUUUCCUAACUCUCUACAUCUUCUGAACCCCGGAAUAUUUCAGAGUGGUCUGUCACCCGAGCUUUACAAGACAUUGUCACUUGAGUUGGUCAAAUUCUCAAAUGGAAAUCCUCAGGUUCUUCAGUUCUUAAGCAGAUCCAGCAGAGAAUGGAAAAGUUUAUCCAAAGAAAUUCAAAAAUCUUCAGCCAUUUACAUUCCAGGUAUAUUCGAAAGAAGCUGUUGUGGGCUUGAUGAAAACGAAAAGUGUAUAUUUUUAGACAUUGCAUGUUUCUUUAGAAAGAUGGAUAAAGACGACGUUGCAAUGUUGCUUGAUGGAUGUGGUUUCUCUGCACAUAUUGGGUUUAAAAACCUUGUUGACAAAUCACUGUUAACCAUAUCACACAAUACGGUGGACAUGCUCUGGUUCCUCCAGGCAACAGGCCGAGAAAUUGUUCGCCAAGAAUCUAUUGACAGGCCAGGAGACUGCAGCAGGUUGUGGAAUUCUGAAGAUAUUAGAGACGUAUUCCUAGACAACACUGGCACGUCAGAUAUUGAAGGGCUUUUCCUGGACAUGUCGCAGCUGAAAUUCGAUGCAAGUCCCAAUGUAUUCGACAAAAUGUGUAAUCUUAGACUGUUAAAGUUUUAUUUCUCCGAGUUGAUAGAGAACCAUGGAAUGUCUUUACCUCAAGGUCUUGAAUACUUGCCGACCAAGCUAAGGCUUCUGCACUGGGAACACUAUCCUAUAAGCUCAUUGCCGCAAUGUUUUGAUCCGAAGAACCUCAUAGAGCUUAACAUGCCAAGUAGUUGUGUGAAGAAACUUUGGAAAGGCAAAAAGAGUCUGGAAAACCUUAAAAAGAUGAGACUGAGCUACUCCUACCAGUUAACAAAGCUUCCAAGACUUACAAGUGCGCAAAACCUCGAGCUUCUUGAUCUUGAAGGUUGCAAGAGUUUGGUGAGCAUUAGCCACUCUAUCUGUUAUCUUAAAAAGCUUGUUUCUCUGAAUCUGAAGGACUGCUCGAAUCUGGAGAGUGUACCAUCUACAAGUGAUUUAGAGUCUCUUGAGGUUUUGAAUCUUUCUGGCUGCUCGAAGCUAGAGAAUUUUCCGGAGAUCUCACCAAAUGUGAAAGAACUGUACUUGGGUGGGACUAUGAUACGAGAAAUACCAUCAUCGAUCAAGAACUUGAUACUUCUUGAAAAACUUGACCUGGAAAACAGCAGACGCCUCGUGAUUCUUCCAAUGAGCAUAUGCAAGUUAAAGCAUCUCGAAACGCUGAAUCUGUCAGGCUGCUCAAGCCUUGAGUAUUUUCCAGACUUCUCUAGAAAGAUGAAAUGCUUAAAGUCUUUGGAUUUGAGCAGGACGGCCAUUAGAGAGCUACCCUCCUCCAUUUCAUAUCUGACUGCUCUUGAAGAAGUAAGAUUUGUGGGAUGCAAGAGCCUCGUAAGAUUGCCUGACAACGCCUGGAGCCUAAGAUUCAAGGUUGAAUUCCGUCAGAUUGAUACAGAGAAGUUUUCGAAACUGUGGAAUAGAUUAGGUUGGCUCAAAAAAGUUCACAUCUCUUAGGUCCUUCUUCUAUACUCCUUGUAAUUGACACAACAAAGAUUGUUGCUGUUGUCUACAAUGUGAAAUAUAUGAGAAGAACUAAGGGCUGAAUCCGCCUAAGUCUGAUUCUAUAUCUGAAUGUAGAGAGUGAUAUUUCAUUAUGUGAAUAUCUGGUAAAUGUUUGUUAUGUUACUCGUGUACUUAGCUUCAUAUAUAAUUUCAUGAUAUAGUUCGAAUUUGAUGCUGCUGUGGACUUGUUUCUUGAAUAUUUUUAUAGGAUUUAAUGAUCAUAACUAACAAGGUAUAAAGUUUUUUUUUCCGAAAAAUUAAUCUUAAAAUACUGAAAUAUAGAUGAGUUAAUUUGGGAUCUAUAAUGGGGAAGUCAUAGAUACCGCUGUUCUGUGGCGGCUCGAUCCAGGCAGCAUAAUGCAGCAUCUCGUUGGUGUUUGAAGAUUCAACUCAAUAGCCGUCAUGUCUCUUACAAAAACUCUUUCUAUUUAACGAGUAUUUGACCGGACGAUCCGGGUUUAUAUGAGAAUCCCACACAUACACAAUGUCACUCAUAUCUCUUGGGAGCUCAUAUGUCAUAAUGCUUGAUUCAUUACUGAUAAAGCUGGACAAACCAUCACAUAAUGUCACUCAACCUCAACCGGUUAAGUCUAAACAUGAUUAGUCUCAUCUGCUCUCUACUAGAGACCGAAUCUACUAGAUAUAUGUUCCCUUGGUAUUCGGCUAUAUCAUGCCAUGUCUUACAAACAGCAGAAGCACGAAUGUUGUCUUUC